GGAGACAAAGAAACGCGUGACCGUUGCAACACGCCUUUAAGCCAGAGCGGCCAUUCAUAAUUCAAUAUCAGGUCUCAAAAGAAAGCGGGAUUUUGCAAAUUCGAAGUUCAUAUGUUGCUUAAACCUUGAAAGCUUUUCGAAACCUCCAAAGCUAACAGAAAAAUUUUGAGGAUCAAUUUUCCACUUUUUCUCCAGAAUUAAUUGGCGUAGCAGAGGCUGAUAGUGUAAUACUUGCAUCAGAUGUCCAAAUCUUUCUGCUUCAUUUUCACAUUAGCAGAGAGAUCUUUCUCUUAUAUGAACUUGCUGGGUCCUCUGGUCAGAUCCAAAAUUUAGCCCGACAGUUCCUGGAAUUUUUUGGUUCUUGUUUUACAAAAGGAGAUUUCAGGUAGGUUGAGUUUCUAGCUGCAUUAGCCAUUCCAGUAAAGAGCUUACGCAUCAUUGAAUCUUUCUUUCUUGGAAACCGACUUUAUUAACUUAACCUAUUUCACCCAAAGUCCCCAGAGGGACAUGACCUGCCCAUGAUUAAGCACUCAAGAAGUUCAUGAAGAUGUGAAAUUCUGGAGGGGUGAAUUGUGAAUAUUUACAGACAGCAAUGGACUACAAUCUGGCAGCACUCAAGCUGCUAUGCAUACAUCUAAAGAAGGCCCAGCAAGUGAUUUCUGACUCCCAGUCCUCCUUCAGUCUUGGAGGUAUUCUGUUUCAGCGUGCUUGGAUCCAGGGCAUUUUAGUCUCGGCAGUGCCUUCCUCUUCCUCCACGGCCCCCAGUGAAACUGGCUGCCGCUUCCUCCUUGAUGAUGGCACCGGAAUCAUUGAACUCAUCCUGUCGGGUGAUUUCCGUAACCGCCAUUGGGAAACAGGAAUGUAUGUCAUGGUGGUUGGAGGUUAUUUUAUACAGACAGGUGAUGUACCCAUGAUUAAGGUUCACAAGAUUGUUGAUCUUUCUGCAUUUCCUGAUCGAGAGGCAAUGUGGUAUCUUGAAGUCAUGGAGGCCUUCAAACUUUUCUACCAGCCCUCUAUUUGAAGAGUAACAGAGGGAAAUUAGUCAGAUUGACAUAUUCAUGUUUGUUAAGCGAUACCCGUUGCUUUUUUUUUCCUUGUCUCGGGGGGAUAUGAUUAUUGAUAUUGUUCUUUGGCUUUAAUAGUGAGCUUUUGUUCUUUGUUUUUCUUUUUUCUUUUUUUUUUGGAAUAUUAAGAGUGGUUGUUAAGUAAAAUUUAAUUAUAGAUACUGGUUAUGGAUAAUAAUCAGAAUCAGC
This is a messenger RNA of Coffea arabica (coffee), 1253 nucleotides long. NCBI's taxonomy places the organism in Eukaryota, Viridiplantae, Streptophyta, Magnoliopsida, Gentianales, Rubiaceae. The record is from RefSeq and is a predicted model, not a curated record.